Messenger RNA from Dermacentor andersoni, 6415 nucleotides. RefSeq lists its product as uncharacterized. Gene Ontology annotation, molecular function: ubiquitin protein ligase binding. Lineage: Eukaryota; Metazoa; Arthropoda; Arachnida; Ixodida; Ixodidae. The record is from RefSeq and is a predicted model, not a curated record.
GCGCAGGCAGCCCCCUAUAAGUGGUGUCGAGUCAUCGUACGCGGACAGCUUCCCCUGCAGCCAGCAGAGGUCGCAGCUCACUGCCUCGUAACUCUCUUUCCGCCACGCAAACUAACCCGCUUCUGUCACACCCGUUUGCGCGGUAAAAGACCAUUUGUCAUCGUUAUAUUUGGUCUCUCGCGCGCGCGCACACACACACACACACACACACACACAGCGUGCCCCGUGACCGGAGCGCGCGCAGUAGCUGCUGCGUUUGGUUGGGCGACCCAACAGGUACACGAACGAGCGAAAAAAAAAAAGAAUGAAAAGGAAAUCGAGAGUUGUAUAUGGAGCAUUGAAAGAAGAGGCAAUUCGGAGAGGGAGUGACGGCUAGUAAAACGGCUCGGUAAGCUCGCAGGCCACUAUCGCGCGACCAUUUCCGGAGAGAAACGCGGUUGGGAGAAUUGGCGCUCAUCUCGAUUUUUGUUCGUGUACCGCUGCGAUUGGCGAGCAGGAGGGCGCGUAGUUGAUCGGAGGGGGAGAGUCAGUUCGCGAAUUUUCUUCUCUCGCUCUUCUGUCUCGCUCUCUCGCCUGUGCGCAUGAUUGGAGGUGGGGCAAGGGAGGGGUGCACUCGAGUGCCCCCUCUGUAGAGCCCGCCAAGCGCGUCUGAAAGCGCGCGCUCGCUCGAGGGAUGUCCCGGCGCGGCGUGCUCCUCUGUCGGCAUGCGCUGCGUCAACAGCGACGCGCGCAGCGGCGCCGGCAGACCCGUGACGACGUGCUUUCUCUUGGCCGCCUGGCAGGUUCCCUGGGGAGUGUCCCAGAACGACCUCGAGGCGGUUGAGGACAUCCUGUCGGCCACCUCCCUCGCAUCGAACCUGCACGGUGUGCUGUCCACGAGGCGAAACCGUCGUGCCGCUCCUGACCAUGAGGCUUGCCGCAGGAUCUGCCCAGCUGCCGGCACCAGUGGCCGCCCGAAGACAACAUCGAGCAUUACCAAACAGCCACUGGCCCAGCCGCGAGCCGUGGCGUCCAAGGCCCGGCUGUGCCCCAGCACCAGCACGCCCCGCGGCGCACCCCCGCCGGCGCCCGGCUGGGAGCGCGCGCUGAGCUCGGGCCCGCAAGCCAUGCGGCCGCCGGACGCCAGCGCGCUCGAGGAGUUCGUGCUCGACGACCGCGACCUGCUGCGCCUGUGCGAGCUGCCCUCCGCCCUGCAGCAGCAGCAGCAUCGGCCGCGCCGGUCCGCCGCGCAGGCCGGGGUCGGAGGCGCCUCGGCGGGUCGCCGGCCGUCGCACCUGCGCACCGUGUCGAUCAUCGACACGCUGAGCGCGCUGGCCCGCGGCGCCCAGGACCACCGGGACGUCGCGGCCAGGGCCGAACCGUGGCUGCCCGCCUCGGCGGCGGCGUCCCGGCGGCCGGCCCGGCGCCCGGGGGGCCAGGCUGCGCCGCCGCCGCCGCGCGACUGGUCGCGCCAGUACGCGUCGGACAGCGAGCUCAAGAGCGGCGGCGACGCCUGCUCGGUGCUCUCCCUGCGAAGCCAGCCGCCGCGGCGCGCGGCGCAGCAACCCCCGCUGUCCAGGGUGCCGCACUGGAUACGCGCCAUCUUCAGGGUCGCCAAGAAGGGCGACCUGGACGCCCUGAGUCACAGCCUGCGCGACAUGGAAAAGCAACUUAUCUGGAACCUGUCCGAUGGCCAGGGCAACACGUUGUGGCACGUCUGUGCUGCGCGCAAUCACCUGCGGUGCUUCCAGUGGCUCUGCCAAGGUCAUCCUCAACACGUUCUGGCCGAUGAAAACCACAGCAACCUCACCCCCGUUGCCACAGCAGUCAAACAUGGCAACCUCGAAAUACUCCAGUGGCUUGUAAGCAAGUCUAUGGCACUGGACCAGGUAGACCCCAGUGAAGGAAAUAGAACUCUUCUGCACUUGGCAGCCAAGUAUGGACAGGAGAGAACAGUCAGUUGGCUGGCUGAGUACAUGCAUAACAACCAGCUGAACAUAAACCGGAAGGACUGCGACGGAAACACAGCAAUGCAUUUGGCUGCAAGAUACGGACACAUUCCAGUCAUUAAGGCACUGGUGCUGCACCGUGCUGACGUCACGGUCCAGAACGAGCAGGGCCUGCGACCGUACGGUGUCGCUCUGCAGAACAGCCAGGAAGCCUGCGCUGACUACCUCCUCACCGUAGAAGUCUGCCUGGGGCUCUCGGCUGACCAGGUGCUGCUGGAGGGACAUUUCCAAAGUUUGCAAGCGGAGAACACAGAGGUGAAGAAUGGAUUCAAAGAGUUGCUCGUGCUGACAAGAAGAUUGCUAAGGAGGCAAGAAGAGGCACUGCAGUAUGUCCAGGCUGUGUGCACAGGCAACUUGAGUUCAGACAGGGCUGAAUCUGACAGCGCUUCAUCAUUACCGUGGAACUCUCUCUCAGGGAAUUCUGACAGCAAGCACGCACAGGCCAAGCUCCAGGCACUCCUGGAAAACAGCCAACUCAAACUGCUUCCAGAAGAAGAAAGCCGUCUGCUGCAGCUGGAGGAAAAGUGGCGGCGCCUGCGGGUGAACAAGGGCGCUGUCGAAACACGCUCCCCUGUGGAGCUAAUUAGGUCACAGUUUGCACAAGUGCUAGCCAAGUGCAGCACUCCACCGGUGCAGCCGAUGAGGCCAGCUUCCUCCUCUGGAACGUCAGUGUCCAACGAAAGCGAAGAGGAGAGCACGGAGGACGAGCCGAACGUUGUUAGCUCCCUGGCCACAACGAAGCACGUGCCAAGCCUCAUGCCCUGGGAGCAAGAGGUCUGCUCCUGGGACAAGGUCCAGGUCUUCUUGGACGGCCUGUGUGAAAAGCAGGCCCCUCCAAAGAAAAACAGGAGUUCAAACACGCUCGUGAUACGCCAGGGAGCAUCCAGGCUGCGGGCCAAGAACUAUCGCGAGCAGCUCGAAUCUGCGCCUGAGAAUGUCAGCUUGAAAGUGCUGUUUGAGAACAACCCCGAGUUGAGGCAGGAAGGCCAGACGUGCUCUGUUCUCGAGGUGCUGGAGCCAUCGAGCAGCGACGCGGAAGACGAUUUGCACCACGACAGCUGUGGCAGCUCUUCGGGGUCGUUUCGGUCCAAUGAGAACGCUGUGCUGCACGUGGCGCAGCGGCGGCAGCCGAGACAAGUGAACGGGGACCGCCACUUGUGCGGUUCUAGUUCGGGUGCCUCGAAGGAAGGUGGCAGGGCCAGAGCCAUCUUUCUGACAAACAUUGCAGAGCUGCCCGAUUGCUCGAGCAGCUACAAGCUCAGCGUGAAAUUCCAGCAGUCCCAGGAGUGUUCGCAUACGAACUUGCCUGAGGUUGCACCCAAGGAAGAAGUUGCAGAAGCCGGCGCAAACGAUGGCAAAUCAAAAAGUGCUGAAAAGCAGAUGACUCUCGCCGAGCCUGACCUGAUUCGGGGAACCAGCAUGGCAGAAAGGUGUCCUCUCGACACAUCACAGGGGAGUGCUGUCUCGUCCUUGGAAGUUCCUGCUCGAGAGGUCUCCGUGCAGGAUGCCGAAGAGCUGAAAGAACAGCACGAUGGCGCUGAAGGUGUUACAGCUGAAAGCACACCUUCCCCGGCUGAAGCCUCCUCGCCCGGUGCAUCCAGUGCCAAAAAGCGCAGUGGCUUCUUGCUCAAGUUCUCCCUGAAAAGCCGCUUUCAGUCCAAGCAGAAACAGCAGCAGCAGCAGCCGCGCAAGUGCGAAGAGAUAAGUCCCGAAGAGUUCCGCGAGACGUACACGCGUAGCGCAGGUUCGGAGCCUCCAACAGUUCCAAGCAGAGACAGCGCGGUGCCGAGCCCCGUCAAGGGGAACGAACUGUUUUCGAGUGCACCACUACCGCCACCGCCGAUUCCUUCAUUGCCGCGGAGGGACCCACCGCCAGUGCCUCCUCCAUGUGAAGAGGUGCCUCCGCGGUCCGCCAUGCCUCUCACCGAGGAGCAGGAAGAAAAGUGCUCGCCUUCAGAAGAUGGGCUGCUCUACCUCCGCAACGGUUCACCCGAACCCAGCAUACUGCAGCCCGACUCUGUCCUAUCCAAGACGACUGGAGGAACACUUUCACGACCUGCAUCGUCAGCAUCGCAGACCGAAGAUGGUCGACGGGGCUCUGUAACGCUCAGCAGGACAAGCGCUUUCUCCCUGGCCAAGCCACUGUCGCCUACCGAGCUGUUGCUGCACACGCCAGACUCCUCGGUGGGCGGUCGGCAGUCACCUGCUCCCAGCGAAGUCUCCAAGACGGAGAGUGCCCUGUCGCCCCCGAGCGAAGCAUCCAAGGCAGAGAGCGCCCGACAGCCGCCCCUAUGCAAGAUUGAGGAAGCAGCUCAGGAAGCACUAAAGCGUGUCGCUGGUCCACUACUAGAUGCGACCAAGGGGCCCCAAGAGACGGCAGCUGCUCAGGAAUCCCAGCCGUCACUUGUCCCUAGCAGCAGUAGCAGCAGCAGCAGCAACAGUGCAAAAAGCAAGAAAAUGACCCUUGCUGCAAGAAAGAACAAGAAGAGCUCCAAGCCAUGGUACGAAGUGUCCGAUGAAGAAGACAUGCUUUUGCCCGACAAGUACCAGACGGUCAGGCCUCGCAGCAGCUCAGAAGAUGAAGCUGACCUGGCGAUAGUAGCGUGAUAGAUUGUGCUGUUGCGCACCCAAGUUCCUUUCUUUCACACAUCAUCCUAAUAAUGUACUGAACGCAGUUGGUAUUCUGGAAAAAAAAAAGAACUUUGCUGAUUAGGGAACAUCAUGAAGGCUUGCGAGAAUGAUGUGCUCUGCAAUCAGUGAGGUACACGGGCAGGCUGAAAUGACAAGGCAGCCGAGCAGACGCAUUCCCGAGUGCCACUAGACGCCCUUCGUGGUAAACUACGUUAGAGCGCCUCGGACUUUUGUUGUCUUGGGAACAUUUUCAUGCCCUACUUUGAAGGUGAUUUCGCUACCACAGUUUUCUGUGGCAAGUUGAGGCCGUCUGUAUUGCAUUUUAAUGUUGUGUGCACCCGGCUCGAGGUUAGAACAUUGUGGGUCAUGUUUGCCCAGGUAGCAAGCGAGGCAACAUCAGUGGCAUCGAAACGUGCCCACAGCAUUUGAAUAGUGAAGAAGGAAAUUGCAUAUUAAAUUUCAAGUUUUCAAGAAGCAAUCAACUGAUUGCUUAAUUAGUUCACACUCUGGGGGGGGGGAGAGAAACUGCGAAAACUGAUAUCUAAGUAGUUUUGACAUAAAUAGGGGUUCUGUUUUUGUCAUUAUGGAAGACCCUCCCCACCUGCUCUGUACCAAAAGUCAGGGGUACCGUCGGUACCAUUUCUUGUACCACCCUGUCCACUCAUUUGGUCUUCUUUGAUGCCUCUCUGCUGCCUGGGCAUAUCAUUUUGUCUAACAUAUCACACAGUAUAUCAUGGCAUCUCAUACGGUUCCUUUACCACAGUGGAUGCAUUUAGAGAUAAGCUUUGUCUGCUAUCUCUUCCUCAGAAAGGAAAACAUAAAAAGAAAAUAAACACUCAUCCUAACUCUCAAGCCUUUACCUUGAGAGCGGGACCCUCUUGGCGGUGUUUGUUUUUUUGACUGACUGUCAUUCCGGAAAGUUCGUUUUUGCCAAGGCGGGGAUGUUGGUCUCAAAUUCGAGGCGUUUUGCCAAGGCGGACGUGUUUCAAAACUCAGGGCUGUUUUUUAACAAAUAUUUUUUUUUAUACAUGUCGUUGUUUGUUGAGUUGUGUAUUAGGUGUGAUGGCCUUUGUAAAGUUUUUUACACCAGAAGGUGUGUGGGCCACGCCGUGCAUAUAUUUAAAAAGUUGGAGCCUCGUAUGCAUGCAUGCUGGUUUCCUGUGCCUGUUUAUUGCGUGUUUGAGCUCUUAAAUGCGAGACUGAGUGCCAGACUAUGUGAUAUGCGCUCCAAUUCCAUUCUUACCUCUUGUAUUUCUUUCACCAAAAACGUUUUUGAAGGACCAGCGUUAACCACAAAAUUCCUAAACUUACCACAUUUUUAAUAAGCUGACCCUUUGCAUUUUUGAAAGACGGGUAUUACUGCAUGAAACGAGAAGAUACAGUAUAGAAUGUUUUUUUUUUUUUUAACUGAUUGUCAUGGCACUUUUGCAUGCUAAUGCAGCUAUUUCCGAAAAAUACUCUCUUGUGCCAAGUUUUGUACAUAUCUGAUGAAUUGUUGCCACUGUACUAUAAUCCUUCACGAAGUGUACCAUACAGUAAUAGUACUCGGCUUCUCGUUAGCUUUCUUUCCUCAAGAUAGCUCUGUGAAACUAAUCACCUGUACUUGCUCCAGUGAGAGUUCUCAUCUUCCAUUGCAAAACAUUCAUUGGGCUACUCGUCAUACACAAGUGUUAAUUUAUCUGCUGCUAAUACUAUUUUUUGUACAAAGUCGAUAGUCCCCUUGUAUUGAGAAUGAAAAAAAAAAUAACUGUCUUCUUUAACUGUUAUGUUGGCUGAAAUAAAACAUUGACUAAUGA